AUGAAGAUGUCAAACGCAAGUGAUGGCAGUAGAGAAGUCAGAGAACCAUUGGUGGACAAGCAUGUGGCUGAAUCAAAACCGGAACAGCCGUGGAUGGUUUAUCUGAGCACAUUUGUUGCAGUUUGUGGUUCUUUUGCGUUUGGUUCUUGUGCUGGAUACUCUUCACCUGCUCAGGCUGCAAUUAGGAAUGAUCUUUCUCUGACUAUCGCUGAGGCCAUGAGAGUUUCUUCUGCAUUUUGUGUCGUCGGAUGGCUAGCUAUCUUCUUUGCCAAGGGUGUAGUGGCUCUGGAUCUAGGAAGACUAGCAACGGGUUACGGGAUGGGAGCAUUCUCCUAUGUGAUUCUGAUCUGCACUGGAGUGUCUGUUUCCUUCAUUAUAGGCACAUUAGUGACUUGGAGAGUCUUAGCACUAAUAGGACUCAUCCCAUGUGCUGUCUCCUUUCUUGGCCUCUUUUGUAUCCCUGAGUCUCCAAGAUGGCUGGCAAAGAUGGGACGUGAUACAGAGUUUAAAGCUGCACUAAGGAAGCUCCGUGGGAAGAAGGCUGAUAUAUCUGAGGAGGCAGCUGAGAUUCAGGAUUAUAUCGAAACCCUUGAAAGGCUUCCCAAAGCCAAGGCCCUGGAUUUGUUUCAGAGGAGAUACAUACGCUCUGUUAUUAUAGCAUUUGGACUGAUGGUGUUUCAGCAGUUUGGAGGCAUCAAUGGAAUAUGUUUCUAUACAAGCUCAAUAUUUGAACAAGCAGGUUUCCCCACAAGACUUGGGAUGAUAAUAUAUGCUAUUCUCCAGGUGGUAAUAACUGCGCUUAAUGCACCAAUAGUUGACAGAGCAGGAAGAAAGCCAUUGCUUCUGGUUUCUGCAACAGGGUUAGUGAUAGGAUGUUUGAUCACUGCAGUCUCAUUCUAUCUCAAGGCUCACGACAUGGCACACGAAGCAGUGCCAGUCCUUGCUGUCGUUGGUAUAAUGAUGUACAUAGCAUCAUUUUCAGCAGGAAUGGGAGCAAUGCCAUGGGUUGUCAUGUCUGAGAUAUUUCCUAUAAAUAUAAAAGGAGUAGCAGGAGGCAUGGCGACACUAGUGAACUGGUUUGGAGCUUGGGCUGUUUCUUACACUUUUAACUUCCUCAUGUCUUGGAGCUCUUAUGGAACGUUCAUCAUUUACGCGGUGAUCAACGCACUGGCCAUUGUCUUUGUCAUCGCAGUGGUGCCUGAAACCAAAGGGAAGACACUGGAAGAGAUCCAAGCUGUGGUCAAUCCAUAG
Messenger RNA from Eruca vesicaria subsp. sativa (arugula), 1251 nucleotides. NCBI's taxonomy places the organism in Eukaryota, Viridiplantae, Streptophyta, Magnoliopsida, Brassicales, Brassicaceae. The record is from the annotation of a GenBank genome assembly.